AUGACCACACCGAUCAAUCACGACAACGAAAGUAGCUUCGAUGGCGCUAUGAGCAUGAGCCUCCCUCUACCACCCAACAGCCAGUUGCUGAACCACACCACCAAUGUCAACGCAGUGCGCACCGCGCUCUCGCCCGACGAUCCCUGGUCACGCAUCAACACUCGGCUUGAGCACGACCAAGCCCCCGUCAGCGACUCCGAGUCGCCCGCUCCCGCACAUGCUUUCGCUCCCCAUGCGUUGCAAAGCUACCAUCCCCAAGGUCUCGAGGACAACCUAGCCACCAUCGAGUCAAGGCUGUGUCUUCCCACACACGCCAGCUAUUCCUCCCCGCCAAGCCCGCCGACAUCGUUACCGUGGGCGGCAGCUUCGAGCGCGACAGCACCAUCGACCGAGUCGAGGUCUAUCUGUUGCAGGCAAUGCGGUGUGCAAUUCACGGGUGCAUACCAGCGUGGAAAUCUCGCGCGCCAUGUGCGACACAAGCAUACAGCUGUAAAGGGAGGCCUGUACACUUGUCCAGCUGACGGCUGCUAUAAAGAUUUUGCUCGUCAGGAUGCUAGGCUCAAGCAUGCACGCAAACAUCACCCCGGGCUAUAUCCAGAGCCGGUACAGAAGAAGCAAGGCCAUGAAAGGGAUUUGAUGACCUCACAACCGAUCGACGAUGGUAGCGCCUUGAGCUACUAUCCCCGAUCAAGCCCUAGGUCAAUACAAAGUACACCAAGUCACCAGCGACAUCUCGCCGAGGCGCCACUAGGAGGUGGUUACACUACUCUACCGCUGAGUCUCAGUCCUGACGGUGCGCAAUCGCGCCAGCCAAGCUCUCGACUUGUGACUGGCAUGAGGCCCUGGUCUUCAUCCAACAACAAGGAUGGAGGGCUUACUGCUACGUCUAGUCUCGACUUUAAUAUAGGACAAUGGUUACCCACAUCGCCUCAGACCUCGGUGUAUCCAGUUUUUCAUCAACCGCGUGCUCGACAUGUUGACACCUCUGUUGUUACGCCAUUGCACAACCCACCCUUACCAUCUGCUAGCAAUAAGUACAACGUUGCGGGUAUGAGCCCGUCGUCUCUAUAUGACACUGCCAACUCAACACUACUGAGUCCUUUUGCUACCGGUAGCGACUAUCGUCGGACGUCAUCAUCGUCUCAAGCCCUGCACGUUGCUCCCCGCCGCUACCGUAUGUCAUCUACAACUAAGUCUCUACGCGAUGACUGGGCGCAACCAGGCGACCAGGCAGGCGUAACGACCUCUACCAUCGAUCCGUCGCUCUUGAUCACACCGCAUAGCGACAACGGCCAGGAGGAGGAUCGUCUCCGCCAGCUCCUUUUCCUAGAUAGAUCUUAA
Messenger RNA from Cucurbitaria berberidis CBS 394.84, 1341 nucleotides. RefSeq lists its product as uncharacterized. The transcript is spliced from 2 exons. The record is from RefSeq and is a predicted model, not a curated record. NCBI's taxonomy places the organism in Eukaryota, Fungi, Ascomycota, Dothideomycetes, Pleosporales, Cucurbitariaceae. Bases 1 to 1341 code for a protein of 446 amino acids.